Molecule: messenger RNA, 1407 nt
Organism: Lathyrus sativus (Indian pea)
Lineage: Eukaryota; Viridiplantae; Streptophyta; Magnoliopsida; Fabales; Fabaceae
Source: the annotation of a GenBank genome assembly
AUGGAAGGGGGUGAAAGUAGUAAAACUGAGAACCCUAAUUGGGAAAUUGAAUUAAGCAAGUAUGAGAAUGUUAUAGCUUCAGGAACCAAUUCUAUGAAAAUUAAAGCUAUGAUUAUGCUGCUCAAUUACUCCAAACAAGCCCCUGAACAUGUAUUAUCCAGCACCAUACCAUUUCUCAUUGAUAUUCUUGAUCAUGACACUGAAAAUGAUUCUCAUCCUAGUUUACUUCAAGAAUCUGCUGCUUAUUGCUUGAAGUGCAUUGCUUGCAGAGGUGAUGGUAGUAUGGCAGUUGAAAUGAGUAGACGCGGUGUUACACAUUCUUUGAUAAGAUUGUUGCCUCGUGCCGAGGGAAAGAUGCAGAAAGUUUUGAUAAAAUGUUUGUUGCUUGUUGUUAGUUUUUGUAAUACAAGUAGGACAGUUGUUGCAGCUAAUGGCGGAUUGGAAAUUGUAAUCGGUUUGUUGAAUACUUGUAGCAGUGACGUUAGAUUGUAUUUGUUAGCGAUUUUGAGUGUGUUGGCGCUUCGGAGGGAAGUUAGGAAGGAACUUGUUAGGUUAGGAGAUCUUCGUUUUAUUGUAGAGGCUGCUGGUGUUGGAAGUAUGGUUUCUAGGGAGAGAGCGUGCCAAUCGGUUGGAUUGAUUGGGGUUACGAGACAGGCUAGGCAUACACUUGUUGAAUUAGGAGUUAUACCGGUGCUUGUGGAAUUGUUUCGCGUUGGAGAUAUUGGUUUGAAGCUUGUAGCUGGUAAUACUCUCGGUGUGGUAUCGGCUCAUGUUGAUUACAUUAGACCAGUUGCUCAAGCUGGGGCUAUUCCUCUUUACGCGGAGCUUCUUCAAGGACGUGAUGCUUCUGGUAAGGAGAUAGCGGAGGAUGUGUUUUGUAUAUUGGGUGUUUCUGAGGCUAAUGCUGUUGAAAUUGUUGGUCACUUGGUGAGAAUUCUUAGAGAUGGUGAUGAUGAAGCUAAAGCAGCAGCUGCUGAUGUGAUAUGGGAUUUGUCGGGAUACAAGCAUGCAAUUUCUGUGAUUCGGGAUUCAGGUGCGAUCUCGAUCCUUGUUGAACUUUUGGGUCAUGGAAGUGACGAAAUAAAGUUGAAUGUUUCUGGGGCAUUUGCUCAACUAAGUUAUGAUGAAGCUGGUAGAACGGCUCUUGCUGAUGCUGGGGCAAUUCCAAUUCUUAUUGACCUACUACUCAACGAGACCGAGGAACUAAGGGAUAAUGUUGUUGAGGCUCUUUCCAAUUUUCAUGAAGAACCGUUAUACCGUGAUAGAGUAUCUGAAGUAGUUAAUGUUGCUUCGUUCAGAAAUUUGCAAAAUAGACUAAUUAGUAUCCGUGCAUCGAACGAGCAUAUGACUAGAUCUUUACGUAGAACGAGUGUUGAGCAGCUCAUCUGGAACCCGGAUCAUGUGUAA